CAAAAGUACCAUCAGAAAUGUGACCCUGAUCCUCAGCAGACCAGAGAGACUAUCAUGGCACUGGGAAAACUGGCUUUCCAGCAGCUGGAGAAAGGAAACCUGAUCUUCUAUGAGGAAGACCUGAGAGAGUGUGGCAUUGAUGUCAGAGAAGUGUCCGUGUACUCAGGAGUGUGUACCCAGAUCUUCAGAGAGGAGUUUGGUCUUCACCUGGGGAAGGUGUUCAGCUUCGUACAUCUGAGUGUUCAGGAGUUUCUGGCUGCUUUUUAUGUAUUUUUCUGCUUUAUUUUAAGAAAUACAAAUGUGGAGAAAAGCACCGGACUUUUUAAUUCCUUCAGAAAUCCAAACAUGUCUGAUCUCCUCAGGAGUGAAGUGGACAAGGCCUUACAGAGUGAGAAUGGACACCUGGACCUGUUCCUCCGCUUCCUUCUGGGUCUCUCACUGGAGUCCAAUCAAACUCUUUUACGAGACUUAAUGCCACAGACAGGAUGCAGAUCUCACAGCAAACAGGAAACAGUGAAGUACAUCAAGGAGAAGAUCAGGGAGAAUCCAUCUCCAGAGAAAUCCAUCAAUCUGUUCCACUGUCUGAAUGAACUGAAUGAUCAUUCUCUAGUGCAGGAAGUACAAACUUACCUGAACAUAGGAGGUGACAGUCGUCUCAGUGGAACCAGACUCUCUCCUGCUCAGUGUUCAGCUCUGGGGUUUGUGUUACUGAGCUCAGAACAGAAUCUGGAUGUGUUUAUUUUGAGGGAAUAUGCUCUGUCGCAUGAAUGUCUUCUUAGGCUGCUGCCAGUGGUCAAAGCCUCCAGAAAAUCUGAUCUGUUUCAGUGUAAUCUGACAAAGAAAAGCUGUAGAGUUCUGUCCUCAGUUCUCAGCUCAAACUCCUCCAGUCUGAGAGAACUGAACCUGAGUAACAAUAAACUGCAGGAUUCAGGAGUGAAGCUGCUCUCUGAUGGACUAAAGGAUCCACACUGUACACUG
Molecule: messenger RNA, 978 nt
Organism: Tachysurus fulvidraco (yellow catfish)
Lineage: Eukaryota; Metazoa; Chordata; Actinopteri; Siluriformes; Bagridae
Product: NLR family CARD domain-containing protein 3-like
Exons: 2
Molecular function (GO): protein binding
Source: RefSeq, a predicted model, not a curated record